UCCAAAGACAGCAGCCUCCACCACCACCAGCUCGCUCUACUCUGUUCCCCGCACUCUUGGGUUCCAGCUCGCCUCCACCAGUGCCGCCGCCGCCGUCUUCUCAUCCGUCGCCGCCGCUCCCGUCGCGGUCAGGUGUGAGCAGCAGCAGCAGGCCGGGUACGGGAUGGGGAAGAGGAAGAAGGGGGAGGAGGAGGAGCAGGCGGCGGAGAGGAUCCCAGCGACCUACUCCCGGAGGUCCUGGCGCGGGUGCCGUACCGGUCCCUCUGCCGCUUCAAGUGCGUGUCCACGGCCUGGCUGGCGCUCUGUUCCGACCCCGCCGUCCGCAGGAGGUCGCCGCAGACGCUCUCCGGCUUCUUCUGCUACCCGCAUAUCGACGGUGUCAGCGGCCGGCGCGACGAGGGCCUCAGCUUCCUCAACCUGUCCGGGAGGGGCCGGCCGCUGGUCGACCCCUCUCUCCCUUUCUUGGGGAACUACAAGAAUGUCAUUCUCCUAAACUGCUGCGCCGGCAUUCUCCUCUGCCAAGGCUGGAAUAGAACCAUGCAAGUUCCGGAAUACUUCGUGUGCAACCCUGCGACCGACAAGAUCUGGGCAGUGCUGCCUGCGCUUGAUGUGCCAGAGCCUCAAGUUCCCUACAUCUACAUGGUGGGCCAACAUGUAACCUGGAGCUGCAAGUUCUGUUUGUGUUUCAACCCCGCCGUUCCCUCUCGCUUCGUGGUUUUCGCGUUCGUUGAGAGAGGCCACACCAUAGUGGCAGUAAGGGUCUACUCAUCCGAUACCGGAGAAUGGAUUUCCACAGAGAGCGGUGGCCAUAUCGUGGCAUAUGGUGGUGAACAACUAUAUGACUUUUUCAAUUAUACCCUGUAUUUCAGAGCCUAAGAUCAUGGAGAUGGCAGGUUCUAUCCCAGGGGGAGACUAAUACCCUCAAUAUUUACAGUGGACACGGACGGGGAUACUUGGAGGAGAAUUCCAAUGCCACCCGAAGCUCAUUUUUCUUUCAUUGGGCACUCUCAGGGACACUUAUACGGUAUGGGCAUAGAGCAUGUUAAUGAUUGCGUGCUAUCGGUUUGGGCUCUCAAGGAUUAUCCCAGUGGAAAGUGGACCUUAAAACAUACUGCCAGCAUCUUGAAACUGCUAGGAAGGUCUUAUCGUGAGCUCGGUGAACAAUAUAUGGUGGCUGCGGUCCAUCCAGAAUGUAACCUGAUCUUCCUUGUUGGUUGGAUGAGAUCGCAAGAGACACUUAUGUCGUAUGAUAUGGAUAGUCAGAAACUGAACGUUAUCUGCACUCUUGACGAUUACCACAUGUCAACGCUCCGACCUUACAUUCCCUGCUUUGCGGAAUGGCCGCCGUCAGAUGCUCACUGAAUCCGAGAGCAGCUUCACAUUUGCUAAGUUGGCAUGGCUCCUUCAUGGAAACCUGUUGUUGGGCCACAUCAAAGGAGAUAAUGUCUUGAUUCUUCCACUCUACCAACUUUGAGUGUGUUUUCAUGCUCAGGAUUUCAGAAUGACAACAAAUAGCUGGAAUUUCCUGCCUGGUUAGUUGAGUGUCUAGAACACAAUGUUCCUUGAGCAACUUGCACAGCUUUCCUUUAUUGAUUUGAGUGAUGUGAUGCAUCCAUCCCCUUGCUGCAAACAUGGUACUAUUUGAGAGAAUUUAAGUCGGUAGCAUGAUAACUUCACUUGUUUGUUGGAUGCUGAACUUGGCAUAAAUCCAGAAACGUGUCAUGUGUGUACAUUCUUUUAAACAUAAUGCCCAUAGCAGUUAAUUCGUCAAUCGUAAAUAUUCUAUUCUGAUCUCUAUCUUUGCCAGCGUGAUGCACUUAAAAAGCAAAAUUACUUCUGAUGUCGAGGUGAGGUAAUCUUUCACUUGUUCUACUCACAGUGCUGUGAGGUAAGUCGGUUACUUGCAGUUAAAACUUCACUUUACAUCCAGAUUUGUGUUUUUGAGUUUGGAUCCAGUGACCAUAGUUUUCUGUUCUCCUUUUCUGGCAACAACUGGGAGCUCUGAAAAAGUUGGACACCAACAGAUAACAUAUAAAUGAAUUGGUCAAUGGAUGAAAAUAAAUUUCCAAUUUAAUCCUGAAGUUACAUUAUAGUUGUUCAGGUAAUGUCAUUUUAAUUGUUUGAGCCUGAAGCUCAUACACGAGCUUUAGCUUUGAGCUGACUUUCCCCUGUUAUUCAUCGAUUAUGAUGUUCCCAUCUCUGAAUUUUAGGAGAUAAGCAAUGUCUUCUUUUGUUUUCCGUUGCCUAAGGCUGACCAUGGGAUAUGUUCCGCACCAUGGUGACUAUUGCAUCUCUAAUAGUUUGCAUUUCCAGUAUGCUUAUGACAAGCUUAAUUUGAAAACAGAAUCAAACAACAUGUACACAAAAUUACAAAAGACACCUCAAAUAAAGCAAAUAAAGUUGAUGUACAUUGACUACCAAUAGUACAAAGCAGAACGCAAGGAUUGUUACUUUAGAAUUUCAAGAGAGAUCAACCAAUACAAUAAUAAGCAUGCAGAAUGCCACGAUAACAUUAAAAGGCAUAAUUUGUCUGAUAAUGGUGGCCACAAUCUUCCAUUUUGCAACAUUCCUUCUCGCAUUCUAGAAGUUGACUUCUGUCAAUACUCAAGCUUUGAUGUGGACUUCUUGUUACAGUGAGUAAUCUCUACAAAGUGAUUUGGCCUUAGUGGGAGCUGAACUGGGAAAUGUACCUAACUGCAUUUUAAUCAGAGAAUUGCUUGUCUGGCAAAACAUCAGUUUUAUAGAGGAUGCGGACUACAUAGUACCUGCAUAUUUGCUCUGCCAUUGUGUAUCCUCUUGACAGGAGUGGUAUUGGAGCUAGCCUUUUGAUAUAUAAUAAAGCAAAAACAAGCAUGUAGUAGAUAAAGUUUUAAGAAGAAUAUUUUUUUACUGUUCUCGUAUCCUCCCUAGCUGUAUACUUUUGAGAAACGACAAAUCUGAUAUUUUGUACAUGUGCCUUUUCGAGAAUGUUUUCUGACUUUGUAGAAACUUCACUUUUCAUAGGAGCAUGUGCAAUGAGGCGGCGAAAAAUAUGCAGUAGGGAGGAAUAUGCAGGCUUCUAGUACUAGGGCAGAGCAUAAGCAUAGCCUACGAUUUCCCGUGUGAGAAAAGCUUGAUCAGGUGGCUGAUGAACCUGUCUCCUGAAAUAGCUUCAUCUAGCCUGAUACAGCCCCAAACUUCUAAUCUUAGACAGGGACAAGAAUGGCAUAUAGAUCAUAUAUUUUAGCAGAGCUGCCCCCCACAUCGUCCAUCCCAAUCAUUAUAAAAUGCAAGGGAGAAUGGUAUAUGAUUCUCGCUGUAUAUAGUGGGUUGGCACCCAGAAAAACCAGAUGCAGACCUUUGCAUCACUCUGGUAUCGAAUUACCACAAUUUAAUUGAGGUCAAUUUAUGCUUGUGUUAUUUUAGCACCGUUAAAUUUCCACCGUCGAGAAGGGAUCAACUGGGUCCCAUUUCUGAAAGCAAUUAGGCAUAUGUACAAAGGUUCCAACCUUUGCUCCAAGCAAACCUAGAGUAGAAGUUGGUUAUGAGAAAGCUCACCAUAAAUAAAUAUAAAAGAUUGCCGUUGUCUUGUUUCAGCAAAAAAUAUUUCUAUUGUCAAACAAUGUAAGGUGACUGAGUUUCGCAUUUGAUGACAAAACACACUCAAGCUUUAGAUUCAUUCCAGCAAGAUCUUUUAACCAUUUGCGCCAGUGAAAGUAAGAAGAGAACCAUAUGAUGUCUAUAAGACUUGAAAUACUCUGCUUUAUAUAAGCACUUAUGUUGCUACAGAGUACUUAGGUCUCAGGAAUAUGUACCUUCAUGAAGAGUGCACCACGUUUAUGCUGCAAGCUGCCUUGCAUUUCAGCCGAUAUGGUUCCCUAAUCGAUGCUGAUUGGGUAUCGGCUCUUGAUAGGUACUCCUGGCAAAAUAGUCACUCUUCCUUGGCUCUGUAUCCUGAUUGUAUCCUGAAACAAGUUGCGGUAUACAAUUCUUUCCGCACUGAAAUUCCACCAGCAGAAAUGGUUUCUGAAAGUCCAUGGAUUAGUGAUACUUGAGCAUGCAAGUCGUGCCAAUUCGUGGGCAGAAGAAAGCAGUGGGCAUUAAUACUCCAUGCAACAAGCAGGGAAAUUCUUGGUUGGCUGUAAAAUGGGAUCAAAGGGAGAGGAAACAACAUUUGAUUAUUUUUGUUCCCUCUCCACUGUCAAAGAUGCAUCUUAUCAACCUUUGCAUGAAAUGGUAGGUCUCACCAUCACCGUUUCUGUCUCAAGGCUGUUCCAGAUUCUCUUGUCAUGACAGCUGCAGUGAGCACGGUGUGAAAAAACCGCACUGUCGUGUGAUCAAUGCAGAUUCCAGGGAUUGUUCGACAUAUAUUCCCUUCUUCAGUGCUUCAGGCCUCCACUAUAAAUACAGCCAAAUGGGGAUGUGGACUUCAUACACUUCCUUACGUCUAAGAUCAUACAAACUAAAGCAUCACCUAGUGCUCUUGUUGCAGAGACAACAGAAGCCAUGAGCUAUUAUGGAAGCAGCUCUUCUGGUGGCAGGGGUGGCCGUCGAGUCGAGUAUGGGAGGAGCUAUGUGGUGAGGCCAAAGGGACGGCACCUAGCCACCAUUGUGUGGCUCCAUGGCCUAGGUGACAAUGGUGCAAGCUGGUCCCAGCUCCUGGAUGCUCUUCCCUUGCCCAAUAUCAAGUGGAUAUGCCCCACCGCAGCGACCCGGCCCGUCGCGGCUUUUGGCGGCUUCCCCUGCACUGCAUGGUUUGACGUUGAUGACACUUCGGUCGAUGGUCGCGACGACAUCGAGGGGCUGGAUGCUUCAGCUGCACACAUAGCGAACCUACUGUCCUCCGAGCCUUCUGAUGUGAAGCUUGGGAUCGGCGGUUUCAGCAUGGGUGCAGCAGCUGCCCUGCACUCGGCAGCAUGCUACGCUCAUGGCAAGUUCAGCAGCGGCACCCCCUACCCGAUCACUCUCAGCGCAGUCAUCAGCUUGAGCGGCUGGCUCCCUUGCUCAAGGUCAGUCAGUCAGUCAGUCAUCUGCCACAGAACCAGGCACUUUUUGCUCCUAAUUCCUAAACAAACCCUGAUGAUCUUUGGUGAAUUCAGGACACUGAGGGGCAAGAUGGAGGGCUCACACAUGGCAGCAAGAAGAGCCGCCUCCCUGCCCAUCCUGCUCAGCCAUGGCAGAGCGGACGAGGUCGUGCCCUACAGGAACGGGGAGCGGUCGACCGAGUUCCUGCGGUCCUCGGGGUUCUCGUAUCUGACUUUCAAGUCCUACAACGGGUUGGGCCACUACACCAUCCCCGAAGAGAUGGACGACGUCUGCAGGUGGCUCAGCUCACGGCUCAGCGUCGACCGAUCUCGUUAAAGAGAACAGCGCUUCUGUCAUUCUGCGUGUGCGCGCGACGCGGUGGCUUCCCUAGUAGCAUAUAGCAGUGUAAACUUACUAUAGAGAGGUGAAUGCUGGUUUGGUAGCUUGUGACAGCACCACAUGCCCCUGAUCUCUACAGGCUGCCAUUGCUGCUCUAAGCAAGCAACCAUGAGUGCUGUGUAGUAAACUGGUGAAGGUGUGAGAGCAUAUUUAUCAGAAUUAUGUAAUGUAACCAGUGCUUGUUUUGUAAUGCAAAAAUAACCAUCUAUACAGAUCAUACUAUUCAUGCUACCAGUGCUCUUUUGGGUUUCAAAGACUUUGUCACAAUGUUCCUAGAAUAUCAGAGAAAAA
Molecule: messenger RNA, 5694 nt
Organism: Triticum aestivum (bread wheat)
Lineage: Eukaryota; Viridiplantae; Streptophyta; Magnoliopsida; Poales; Poaceae
Product: acyl-protein thioesterase 1 homolog 1
Exons: 12
Coding region: 4486-5340 (284 amino acids)
Molecular function (GO): hydrolase activity
Source: RefSeq, a predicted model, not a curated record